CUUCUUCACCCACCUACAACAGUAUCAGAACAACUUGUUUACUGUAGUCAUUUUAACUCUUUAAACUGCUUUCCUUGAUUUUAGCCACUUAAGGGCAGUGGGAAAUUUCCCCAAACAGAGACGUACACGAUGCAGACAAAAGUAUCCAAAACCUCUUUAUGGGAUUGUUUUUCAGGGAUCAGACUCGUCCCCUUAAUUCCAGUGAAGGGAAAUCUUAAUAUUUCAACAGACCAAGACAUUAUGGACAAUGCUAUUCUUCCAAUUUUGCAGCAACCGUUUGGGGAAGGCCCUUUUCUAUUCAAGUAUGGCUGUGCUCCAGUGCACCAAGCAAAGUCCAUAAAGACAUGGUUGGAUGAGUCUGGUGUGGAAGAACUUGACUGGCCCACAUCAGUGCCUCACCUCGCUAUUGCUUUACUGCAUGAAUGGGCAAAAAGUUCCACAGAAACACUCCACAGUCUUGUGGAAAGCCUUUCCAGAAGAGAGGAAGCUGUUAUAGCUGCAAAGCUGUCUAUGCAUUCAUAGACAUUAAAGUACUUGUUGAUGUAAUGGUCGGGUGUCCCAAUACCUUUGUCUAUAUAAUGUGUUAUCACCUUAAAAAUUGAUGUAGCUAAUAUGUGAGCAAACAAUUUAAACAUCCAGUCCACCAGGGGCACUAACUUGCUUUUGACCCAGUGAGUAUGGAGGAAAUCUGCAGUUCAUUAGCUGCUACCUGCUUCACUGUGUUCACCUGUAACUUUCUAACUUUGCCUCUUUUAAAGUUCCAAUUGCAUACUUUGAAAGCAACAACUAUAUGGUAACUUCAGGGUAAAGCCAGAUUCCAAUGCUGUGCGGUGUCUUCUCUGAGUAAUAUGUAGACAUGAAUUAAAAUUUUGAAAGUAUAAAAGUUAGAUUAGAUUCCAGCUAAUUCUGAAAUAUUAAGUGGUUCAAUUUUCAAACAGGACAUGCUGAAGAAUAUGUCCACCUUUGUGUUUUACGGGAACCUUCGUAAAUCACUCUUUGAGUCUAUGAUGUAGCAUUGACACUCGUUAGAAAGCAAUGCAAGAGGGCAGUUUGAACCUGAACCCGCCUCUUUGCAACUGUACAAAAGCUCAGUAAUACCAAGUGUCAUCGCAGUGAGACGACCAUACACACAAUGAUAAACUUAACUUUGUUCUCAGCUUUACUUCUCUGCAGCCUCAGUUGGCUCUCUGGCUCUGGCUCUGAGUCUCAGACCGUGGAGGUUCAGCCCGGUGAAGAAGUCACAUUAACGUGCUCUAACAUUUCCACAGUUCAGACUCAAACAUUCUGGUCCAGAGUCAUUAAAGCUAGCAAGAUAAGCUGUAUCUCUUCUACAUUUGGGACUGAUAAUGAAAUUUUAUUCUGUGAUGGAAAUGAAAAUGGAAAAUUUGAAAUGACCUCCAACGUGUCCACUGUUUCUCUUAAAAUCAAAAGAGUGAAUUUAUCUGACUCUGGGAUGUAUUUCUGUGGAUUUUACAUCAAUAGACACACAAUGAUGAAUGAAAUACAUUUAAAAGUUCAAGGGGAUGAUUCCCCUGAUGAUUCUCAUGAUGAUGUCGAUGGAAAAUCUGAAAAACAGUGCAGUGGAAUAACUAGUCUGACUGUGGUCCUGGGCGGACUCACUGGCUCCCUCAUAUUGGUCAUCAUCGGGCUGGUGGUUAAAAUCAGAAAACUUCCAACAGUUGAAAAAGAAGAACGCAGUCCACAAAAGCAGAAUCUUUGUUCAGAUGACCUGAACUAUGCCGCGCUGCAUAUCCAUCCGAAUCCGAAGAGAAGCUGCAGGCCUGCAUCAGACAAAGAGCUGGAGAUAAAUGUUGUGUAUGCUGCCACCAGAUAGACUCAGGAAGCAACUGGAACUGCAAUUCUAAGUGGAACUGCUUCUUUAUCAUAUAAACCUUUUAAUGUGCCAAAUUCAAUAUCUUUUCUCUCUUUUUUACACUGAGUUUCACUUUGCAUGUGCUUCUUUAUUUUCUUAUAUCUGUCACAUAAGCCCUGGCCUAUUUUGUCGGAUGGAGGUGGAGUCAGUGGUGGGCUAAGGGGCUGUCCAGGUUCUCAGACAGACAGACGACUUUCAGAUGUUGGUCUGCAACACUGGAGGAGUGGGGUUUUCAUUAUUCUCUGACAGGAAGCACAGUGUGGUCUGAAUACAUAUGAUAUGUGGUUGUGUGCAGUAGGAGGUCUGCAUAAAUACUGAUAUCUUGCUUGGUAUUUUCCAUUGUGGUGAUAAACAGUGCUGCCAGUAACAGCUCAGUUUUUAACUUUCAACUUCCCUUGAUAAAUAUU
Molecule: messenger RNA, 2280 nt
Organism: Scatophagus argus
Lineage: Eukaryota; Metazoa; Chordata; Actinopteri; Scatophagidae
Exons: 5
Coding region: 1133-1834 (233 amino acids)
Biological process (GO): response to bacterium
Source: RefSeq, a predicted model, not a curated record